AUGGCUUUCUGUGGCCCAUCCUGUGCUGUCCCAUCCUGUGCUUCCACCCCCACCGUUGGAUUUGGAUCUGCAGCUCUUCAUAGACGCGGAAGUCUUGGCUACGGAUACGGAGGUCUUGGCUACGGCUAUGGAGGUCUCGGCUAUGGUUAUGGAGGUGCUGAAAGAGCAGCCAAUCUUGGUGUCCUGGACGGAGUCAUCCCUUCAUGCGUCAACCAGAUCCCACCAGCAGAGGUCGUCAUCCAGCCACCUCCCACUGUCUUGACCAUCCCAGGGCCCAUCCUCUCUGCCAGCUGCGAGCCUGUGUCUGUUGGAGGCAACACUCCAUGUGCUGUUGGUGGUUCCGGGAUCGUAGGGGGUUAUGGCUAUGGAGGGUGGGGCUAUGGGUCUGGCCUCCUUGGAAGCUCUGGGGGCUGGGGCUAUGGUUUGGGCUCCGGGAAGGGGGCACUCCUUGGAAGGAGGUUUGGGCGCCGUGGUAGCAUCUGUUCAUAG
Zootoca vivipara (common lizard) is the source of this 489-nucleotide messenger RNA. RefSeq lists its product as uncharacterized. The record is from RefSeq and is a predicted model, not a curated record. Gene Ontology annotation, molecular function: structural constituent of cytoskeleton. Gene Ontology annotation, cellular component: intermediate filament. NCBI's taxonomy places the organism in Eukaryota, Metazoa, Chordata, Lepidosauria, Squamata, Lacertidae.